Molecule: messenger RNA, 3562 nt
Organism: Saimiri boliviensis boliviensis (Bolivian squirrel monkey)
Lineage: Eukaryota; Metazoa; Chordata; Mammalia; Primates; Cebidae
Source: RefSeq, a predicted model, not a curated record
UCCCGCAGCCGGUCGCGCCUCCGCCUCCCCCUUCCCGCGGGGCGAGAGCGAGAGCGAGAUCUGCGUCCUCCCUCCUCCUCCUCCUCCUCCCGCCCGCCGGGCCGCCCGCGCCGCAGCGCCGCCGCCGCCAACUGUCCGGGCCGGGCGAGCGCCCCCAGCUCCUCGCUCCCCGUCCCUGGCCGCGCCCCGGAAGAGGGGCUCCCGCUUCCUCGCUUCCGCACCCCCUGCCCCGCCGCGCCCAGGCGUCCGUUGGGCCGCGGCUGCCGUAGCCCGGCCCGGGGGCCUCGAGCUCCCGAUCUCUGCCCCCGGGCCGCGGCGGGGAGACGGGAAAGGCCUAGAGCCGCGCCCGCGCUCCCCAGGGGACUGAGGUCCCCCUAGGGGGUGGCUUCCGCCAGCCAGCCGGGAGCCACGGGCACCGUUUUUGUGCCUCCUCCGUGGCUGUGGCCGGGAGCCCGCGUAGCCCAGGACUUGCACACGCAGGCCUCCGGCGAGACAGCGAAGCGGGCGAUCUCAGGGCUGCCCGGAGCUCGGCGAGGACCCCGGCCCGUUCCCCGGGGGGGCCCCUCCUCAGCACCUGUGUGCGAUUUCUGUGAUGUAGCCCCUAAGAAAGGUGGCCAUUUGUUUUUUUGUUUUUCCCCAGGAUGCAGAAAGUAGAUGACAUUCCAUCCCCACUGUGUGAGCAUCUUGGAGACAGUGCCUUGCUAGAGAGGACUGUUGUUUUUCCCUGAUGACAUGGGAGGGAUUGUCUUGCUAUUGGAGAAGUACAUGAUCCCCGAAGAACUGUGAGCAGGUGCAGCGAGUGUGGGCUUUGAAGGGUAGCGAGCUUGCACCUCCCCGGGGGAGGGCCCGGGCCGCACAGUUGUUGAUGUGGAACAGGUAAUUGCUCUGUUUGGAGUUGCCUGUCUGCCCAGGAAUGUACUCCAGGGCCUGAUGGCGUUGGCGGAACUUGCGCUGCAAUAAAUAACCGAUAAGAGGAGGCAGUCUUAGGGCACACUUUUAGCUGGAAGUUCUUGGGGGACGGAAAAAUAGCUUGGAGUAGUGAGUGGUUCUGAGGAAGAUCAGGAAACAUCAAAUAAAAACUAGAUCUGGUCAUUUAACACGCAGCUCGCAAAUACCCAGCUAGAAGAAAACACCAAAACGAGGUAAAAUUCUGUAUGUAGGUCCAUUUCCCCUGCCUUGCAAUUAAAAUAAGAAUAUAUUCUUGGGAAGCUGUAGCAAGCACUACCCGGCGGGGAGACCUCCACCCAGGCUGCGCUGAAGCAGUGAGAACAUGCCCAGAUAGAAGAGCAUAGUGGGUCUGGCGGGGGCGGUAGCCUACGGAGCCGAGCGCCUCGGGGCUGACAGUAUUCCAGGUUGAAGGCCCCCAGCAGACUCUGAUCCACGUAUUAACAGGUGACCGGUAGCCGGCCCCGCUGUGAGUUGAACUCUUGCGUGUUGACCGGCCCCUCUCCUGCUCUCUGGAUGAUGUCAGAACACGACCUGGCGGAUGUGGUUCAGAUCGCAGUGGAAGACCUGAGCCCUGACCACCCAGGUACAGAGCUGUGGGACAGUAGUUGUUUUGGAGAAUCAUGUAGUGACAGAUGAAGACGAACCUGCUUUGAAACGCCAGCGACUAGAAAUCAAUUGCCAGGAUCCCUCUAUAAAGUCGUUCCUGUAUUCCAUCAACCAGACAAUCUGCUUGCGGCUGGACAGCAUUGAGGCCAAGCUGCAGGCGCUGGAGGCUACGUGUAAAUCCUUAGAAGAAAAGCUGGACCUGGUCACCAACAAGCAGCACAGCCCCAUCCAGGUGCCCAUGGUGGCCGGCUCCCCUCUCGGGGCAACGCAGACGUGCAACAAAGUGCGAUGCGUCGUCCCCCAGACUACAGUAAUACUCAACAAUGAUCGGCAGAACGCCAUUGUAGCCAAGAUGGAAGACCCCUUGAGCAACAGGGCACCGGAUUCCCUGGAAAAUGUCAUUAGCAAUGCUGUGCCUGGGCGUCGGCAGAACACCAUUGUGGUGAAGGUGCCGGGCCAAGAAGACAGCCACCACGAAGACGGGGAGAGUGGCUCGGAGGCCAGCGACUCUGUGUCCAGCUGCGGACAGGCCGGCAGCCAGAGCAUCGGGAGCAACGUCACCCUCAUCACUCUCAACUCGGAAGAGGAUUACCCCAAUGGCACCUGGCUGGGCGACGAGAACAACCCUGAGAUGCGGGUGCGCUGCGCCAUCAUCCCCUCCGAUAUGCUGCACAUCAGCACCAACUGCCGCACGGCGGAGAAGAUGGCGCUCACGCUGCUGGACUACCUCUUCCACCGUGAGGUGCAGGCCGUGUCCAACCUCUCGGGGCAGGGCAAGCAUGGGAAGAAGCAGCUGGACCCGCUCACCAUCUACGGCAUCCGGUGUCACCUUUUCUAUAAAUUUGGCAUCACGGAAUCCGACUGGUACCGAAUCAAGCAGAGCAUUGACUCCAAGUGUCGCACGGCGUGGCGGCGCAAGCAGCGGGGCCAGAGCCUAGCGGUCAAGAGCUUCUCGCGGAGAACGCCGAACUCAUCCUCCUACUGCCCCUCAGAGCCGAUGAUGAGCACCCCACCGCCUGCCAGCGAGCUUCCGCAGCCACAGCCGCAGCCGCAGGCGCUGCACUACGCCCUGGCCAACGCGCAGCAGGUGCAGAUCCACCAGAUCGGAGAAGACGGACAGGUGCAAGUAAUCCCACAGGGACACCUCCACAUCGCCCAGGUGCCACAGGGGGAGCAGGUCCAGAUCACGCAGGACAGCGAGGGCAACCUCCAGAUCCACCACGUGGGGCAGGACGGUCAGGUGCUGCAGGGCGCCCAGCUGAUCGCCGUGGCCUCCUCAGAUCCUGCGGCGGCGGGUGUGGACGGGUCGCCACUCCAGGGCAGCGACAUCCAGGUUCAGUAUGUGCAGCUGGCGCCGGUAGGUGACCACACAGCCGGAGCCCAGACAGCCGAGGCACUGCAGCCCACACUACAGCCAGAGAUGCAGCUGGAGCACGGGGCCAUCCAGAUCCAGUGAGCGGUGCCCACAGCACCAGGAGUGCCCACAACACCAGGAGCCCCUCGCCGGCUCCGCCCAUGGUCCGGCCCCCAUGCGCCCCGCUCUUACGGCUUCAGCACGGGCAGCGACUGCACGGGUUCUGCUGAAGCGUGUCUGACAGCUGCUGCCUCCACGGGAGAAGCGUCCUGUCCACUAAAAGAGCGGCAGCCCCGCCCCCAGCCGGAGACCCCUUUCGCCUGAGUCGUGCUGUCGGUGUAGGUGGACAAGGGGAGGCGCAGUGCGGAGAGCGUCGCCUAUGCGCGGGAAAUCAAGAACUAUGAUAUUUUUCUGUUUAAACAGCUUUUUUUAAUUUGCUAUGGUGUUUAUAACAAAAAAGAAAAUUUGAAAAAAAAAAAAUCCCAGGGGAGUAGCAGGAGCCCUUUGCUGUGUGCUCUGUUGAGUGUCAGGAGACAGGUGUUUGCAAAGCCAGUUCUCGUUCUGAUGGGGUAUUGCUGACCUACUUUUCUAGGGGAAGUGCUGUCAAACACUGUAAUUAUGCAUUUCUAAUGAAAUAAAAUGUAUUUAUGACCA